This is a messenger RNA of Telopea speciosissima, 1720 nucleotides long. RefSeq lists its product as uncharacterized. NCBI's taxonomy places the organism in Eukaryota, Viridiplantae, Streptophyta, Magnoliopsida, Proteales, Proteaceae. Bases 161 to 1720 code for a protein of 519 amino acids. The transcript has 3 exons. The record is from RefSeq and is a predicted model, not a curated record. Gene Ontology annotation, biological process: regulation of DNA-templated transcription; chloroplast organization. Gene Ontology annotation, molecular function: double-stranded DNA binding. Gene Ontology annotation, cellular component: chloroplast.
GGAUUUUCACUUUCUAGCCCGGAAGUAGCUUUCACCUUUCGAGAACUUUGGUUUCAAGUUCCAGAGCAGAUGAAAGCAAUGGAAACUGAAGCCGCGCUCUCGGAAGACCCCUCCGUAAGUUCCUAGUCAGGACUAAUUGCGAUUUUAGUUACAUUUCCGAAUGUUUAGUUUCCUCUUCAAAAGAGUCCCAAUCGGGAGAACCUUAAUAAGAGAUUCAACUACCCAACUGGGUUUUCUACAAAACCCUUUAUCUCUCAAAUACAUCUCCUCAAAAGCCUCAAGAAAUCAGAAUCCUUUCGUUGUCUCUUACCUCAUCAGCUCAUGUGGGCUCUCACCCGCAGCCGCCCUUUCUGCAUCGAAGAAGGUUGGUUUUGAAUCCUCUGAUGGACCAGACUCGGUUCUUACCCUUUUCAGAAACCAUGGAUUCACCGAUGCCCAAAUUUCCAGUCUCAUUAGAAAGUGCCCAUUGUUGCUCGUGUCCAGCCCUACAAAGACGCUUCUGCCUAAACUUGCAUUCUUACAUUCGUUGGGCGUUUUGAGCCCUAUCAUUACCAAAAUCCUCUGCAAAGAUUCAAAGUUCUUGUUCCGUAGCUUAGAAAACAAAAUUAUCCCAGCUUUUAAUUUCUGGAAGAGUUUAGUUGGGACUCUGGAGAAUGUUGUUAUUGGUCUAAAACGUGAAGCUCGUUUCUUCAAUUGUGAUAUACCGACUGUGGCUCGAAAUAUUGCAAUCUUGAGAGAAAAUGGAGUACCGGAGUCUAUUAUCGUGAGUUUACUAACUUACUAUCCCUCAACGUUGACACCUAAAAAUGAUAUGUUCAAACAGACGGUUGAGGAGAUUAAGCAAAUGGAUUUCAACCUUUCAAAGUACACGUUUAUGAGUGCUCUAUCUGUGUUUACAUCAAUGACAAAAUCGACAUGGAAGCACAAAUUGGAGGCCUAUCGAAGGUGGGGUUUUUCUGAGGAUGAGAUUCUCUUGGCAUUUAGGAGGUACCCUUUUUUCAUGAAACUGUGUGAGAAGAAUAUAAAGAGCCAUUUAGAUUUCUUUGUUGACAAAAUGGGUUGGGAACGGGAAGUUAUCAUCACGCACCCACAACUUGUUGGGCUUAGCUUGGAGAAGAGGAUUCUUCCAAGGUGUUCAGUUUUACGAGUAUUGAUAUUGAAAGGUCUGGUUAAGGAAGAUCUUAAAAUGGGACAUCUGUUGACAAAAAGUGAGAAGUAUUUCUUAGAGAAGUUUGUGACCAACUAUGAGAAAGAAGUUCCUCAACUCUUGGAUCUAUACAAAGGGAAUAUUAGUCUGCUAGGACUAGGAUCUAGAAUUGAGGAAGUGUGGAAAGAACCCAUUAAUGUGGCUCAAAAUAUGGCAAUCUUGAGGAAGAAUGGAGUACCUGAGUCAAAUAUUGUGACUUCACUCACUUGCUAUCUCAGAUCGAUGACAUAUAAAAAUGACCAUGGGUUUGCAUCAAUGAACAAAUCGACAUGGAAGCAGAAAUUGGAGGCAUAUCAAAGGUGGGGCUUUUCUGAGAAUAAGAUUCUCAUGAUUCUUGGGUUUAGCUUGGAGAAGGGAGUUAUCCCAAGGUGUUCAGCUGUUCGAGUUUUGCAAAUGAAAGCUCUAGUGGAGAGAGAUCAUGGUAUCAGAACUGUGUUGAUAAAGAGUGAUAAGUCAUUAUUGGAGAAGUUUGUAACCAACUACGAAGAGAAAAGGAAGAUUGGUCUGCCAUAA